AUGACUUACAAAGAUGCUCGAGAAGCCUGGAAGUGGGCGGACAACUUCGUGCAACAGAGUGGUAAUGUCCUGAGGACACCAAGGUGUCGUCCGCUCUUAUCAACGCGUAAACACGACUACUACUUGAUCGGCCUCUACGCAGAUGUAGAGAAACAUGUGAAACCAUGUCUCGACUGUAGCUCGAGUAAGAGCUUACCGCAGCUUAAAGACUACUCACCUGGCAAUGCGCUCGUAGAGCGACCACUCCAGGUGGUGUCAAUGGACUUUGUGAUCCCUCUGCCGAGAUCCUUUCGAGGGAACACUGCCCUGUUGCUAUGGCAGUGCUCGUUUACUGGGUUUCGGAUCGCUAAAGCGAUGUCAGAUACCGAUGCCGUGACUGUGGCAAAGACGAUUUUGGUGCUCCGUCUCUAUAUUCGCCAGAACCGAGACCCACGCUUUAUGAGCGAGGUCUUCCAGGCCUUAGCUGAAUUAAUACAAGCGCGGUCGUGGUCGACCCUGAGCUAUCGCCCACAAGCAAAUGGACACCAAGAGCGAUCGGUCAAGACAGUGAUGCCGUCGGUCAAGGUCUAUCAAGGCUGGGAUGAGAUCGCCGAGCGACUAGUCUUUGCGAUCAACAACACUUAUGAUAUGACCAGCAAAGAGACGCCAUUUUAUUUGGUGCAUGGAUGGGAUGCCCAUACUACGCUACGAGCAAUGACGACCUCUAUUAAGCGAGGUGUUGGUAACCAGACUGAGGCACUAGCCUGGCGACGAGAGAUUAACCGUCAGCAGCAUAUUGCACUCGAGAUGGCAAAAGAAUACCAAGCUGUGGAGAAGGCCCGACGCGCUAGAAUCCAUAACGAGAAGCUCGUGGUGCACGUCUCUCGACUGAAGGCUGUAAACGAAUUCUGUGAUCGCCCAAAGGCGCGACUAGCUCGAGAUGUUGCUGAGGAAGCAAGAUUUGACUUUGACGAAGACCUGUUGCCUGAAGACAACUGGAUGCCAGAAGAAGUUGCUGGUGAAUUCGAGGUGGAAGCAAUUUUGGACGGCAGAACACCAAUGUCAACCAGCACGGAUAGACCUGUGCAUGAAUUUGAGGUGAAGUGGGUUGGCUACGAGUCAACUACAUGGGAGCCAGCCUCUAACUUGUCGUGUGGAGGACUCCAGGGUGCAAUCGUGAAUUCCCAACACGACACAGUGACCGAGGGCUCGGACGGCGGUGCAAUGACUGUUACGAGAUCUCUGUUUGAGGUCGGGAGUCGUGUGCGGCUAUAUAUGGAACAUGUCAAACCGGGCCUGACGAUCAAGAAGAAGGAGUUUGCUUACAAACUCGAACUUCCUGACCGAAGUGGAUACAGAUUUUACCCGGUUGUGCAUGAGUCACGUUUGACGGAAGUUGAUGGAUUCGAAGACCGGUCGAGUGCUUGUUUGGCGUCGGACGUGAACGAGGCUACUCGAUUGGAUUUUGAUGAAGAAUUAUUGUCGUUUCCAGCCAAAUUUCCAUAG
Molecule: messenger RNA, 1485 nt
Organism: Phytophthora megakarya
Lineage: Eukaryota; Oomycota; Peronosporomycetes; Peronosporales; Peronosporaceae
Source: the annotation of a GenBank genome assembly